AGCUGCGCUCCGAGCUCCCCCCGCCUGUGACCAAGUGUCUCUAUCUCUGGCGCACAGCCCAGCCUGGAGUCUCCAAACCCAGCAGAUUCCUGUCACUCUGCUCUUCCAGCAGAGGAAGAUUCCUCGUGAGGACGAAAUCUAGAGGUGGAGGCGAAGGCAGAAAUGGCCGGUUCUCAGGGACAGCUCACAUUCAGGGAUGUGGCCAUAGAAUUCUCCCUGGAGGAGUGGGGAUGCCUGACCCACACUCAGCGGCAACUAUACAGGGAUGUGAUGUUGGAGAACUAUGGACACCUCCGCUUCCUGGGUCUCCUUCUGUCAAAGCCAGACCUGAUCAUGUUUUUGGAGCAAGAGAAGCUGCCCUGGGAUGUGAAGAGAAAAGAGACCGGAGGCUUCCAUCCAGGUAUCUUGUGGGAAAGAAAUCCAGAGGACGAAGGGAAAGGAGAAAUGGCCAGUUCUCAGGGACAGCUGACCUUCAGGGAUGUGGCCAUAGAACUCUCUCAGGAGGAGUGGGGCCGCCUGACCCACACUCAGCGGCAACUGUACAGGGAUGUGAUGUUGGAGAACUACGGACACCUCUGCUUCUUGGGUCUCACUGUGUCAAAGCCAGACCUGAUCACUUUUUUGGAGCAAGAGAAGCAGCUCUGGGAUAUGAAGAGAAAGGAGACCAUAGGCUUCCAUCCAGCCAUAUCUUCACAUGACAUCCAGAACUUCCUGCAAAAGCCAAGCAUAGAAGCUUCUUUCCAAAAAGUGACGAUGGGUAGAUACAAAAAGAGUUCCCUUGAAAAUGUAUACUUAAUGACAGACCGGGACGGUGAUAGGGAGAGGGAAGGGCAUCAAGGAUACCAUCAAGGAUAUAGCCCAUCUGAGGCAACGGCGUCUAAUAAGACUCAAAAUGACCCGAAUAGUGAAGGAUAUAAAACAUCGUGGAAAACCUCCCUUUUUAAGUCAGCUGCUUCCACAAAGCAGUGUGUUUCUGUCAGCAAAAGCUCCAUUCAAGUAUUCAAACAUAGCUCUUUGCAGAAAGACAGUUUGGACAAUCUGGAAAGUUAUCUAGUCCGUGCUGGAAACAAUGAUUGGAACCAUUUUCAAACCGGGAUUGGAUUGACCUUUCCAUCAGAUACUUCUGAAAAUCAGAGAUUGAAUAAUGAAGAACAAAGUGCUAAGUGGGAUCCAUACGAGAGCAGCUCCACUGAGGAGUCGACCCUCCGGAAUGACCAGAGCCCUUCCAAUGGAGACAGCAUUGCUCAGUGCCCUGAAUCUGAGAAAACACUUCACCAGGGCUGCAGUGUUCAGAGACAUGUGAGGACUCAGUUUUCAGAGAACCAGUAUGACUGUUAUAGAUGUGGGGAAGUCUUUCAUCAGAGGUCUAACCUUAUUACACAUGAGAGUAUCCAUUUGGGAGAAAAUCCUGAUGAAUCCAGUCAGUGUGAGAAUGGUCCUCAGCAGUCCUCCAAUAUUGAUGAUGAUCAGAGAAUUCAUGAGGCCAAAAACCCAUUCAGAUAUGCUAAACGUGUUCCCACAUUUAGUCAGUCAUCAAGACUAAGUAGAAAGAAGACGAUCCCUAGUGGAGAGAAAACACCCAUUCUUAAGGGACGUGGUAAAGUCUUUGACUGGCACUCAACCCGAUCUCAGCAUCAGCAAAUGAAUACUGAAGUGAAAUCAUACAAAUGUGAAGAAUGUGGUAAAACCUUUAAGUACUGCUCAUCCCUAAGGAAACAUAGGCAAAUCCAUACUGGAAAGAAACUCUACAAAUGUAAAGAAUGUGGCAAAGUUUUUAAAAUUCGCUCAACACUUAUUCAGCAUCACAGAAUUCAUACUGGAGAGAAACCUUACAAAUGUAAGGAAUGUGGUAGGUCCUUUAACCAGCUGGCACACCUUACUCGACAUCACAGAAUUCAUACUGGAGAGAAGCCUUACAAAUGUCAAGAAUGUGGCAAGGCCUUUAAGGAGCGCUCACGACUUGAUCAACAUCACAGAAUUCAUACUGGAGAGAAACCUUACAAAUGUAAGGAAUGUGGUAGGUCCUUUAACCAGCAGGCACACCUUACUCGACAUCACAGAAUUCAUACUGGAGAGAGACCUUACAAAUGUCAAGAAUGUGGCAAGGCCUUUAAAGAGCGCUCAUACCUUGAUCUACAUCACAGAAUUCAUACUGGAGAGAAGCCUUACAAAUGUCAAGAAUGUGACAAGGCCUUUUACCAGAGUUCAUUGCUUAGUGCACAUCACCGAAUUCAUACUGGAGAGAAACCUUACAAAUGUAAGGAAUGUGGCAAGGCCUUUAACAAGCGCUCACGACUUACUCAACAUCACAGAGUUCAUACUGGAGAGAAACCUUACAAAUGUCAAGAAUGUGACAAGGCCUUUAAGUGUCACUCAACCCUUAGUAUUCAUCUCAGAUUUCAUACUGGAGAGAGACCGUACAAAUGUCAAGAAUGUGGCAAGGGCUUUCACCGGAGCUCAGGGCUUAGCCAUCAUCACAGAAUUCAUACUGGAGAGAAACCUUAUCAAUGUCAAGAAUGUGGCAAGGCCUUUAAUGAUCGCUCACGCCUUGAUCAACAUCACAGAAUUCAUACUGGAGAGAGACCUUACAAAUGUAAGGAAUGUGGUAAGGCCUUUAGCCGAACUUCAGCCCUUAGUCAACAUCACCGAAUUCAUACUGGAGAGAAGCCUUACCAAUGUCAAGAAUGUGGCAAAGCCUUUAGCCAGCCUGCACAACUUACUCAACAUCACCGAAUUCAUACUGGAGAGAGACCUUACCAAUGUCAAGAGUGUGGCAAGGCCUUUAGCUGGCCUUAUGACCUUACUUGGCAUUAUAGAAUUCAUACUGGAGAUCAACCUUACCAAUGCCAAGAAUGUGGCAAAGCCUUUAACAAGCGCUCACACCUUGAUCAGCAUCACAGAAUUCAUACUGGAGAGAAACCUUAUAAAUGUAAGGAAUGUGGCAAGGCCUUUUCAUUGCACUCAAACCUUCUUAAGCAUCACAGAAUUCAUACUGGAGAGAAACCUUACAAAUGUGAAGAAUGUGGCAAGGCCUUUUACCGGCGCUCACACCUUACUAACCAUCAUAGAAGUCAUACUGGCAAGAAAAGACCUUACCAAUGUCAAGAAUGUGGCAAGGCCUUUAACCAGAGCUCAGCCCUUACUCAACAUCACAGAAUUCAUACUGGAGAGAAACCUUACCAAUGUCCAGAAUGUGGCAAGGCCUUUAACCAGAGCUCAGCCCUUACUCAACAUCACAGAAUUCAUACUGGAGAGAAACCUUACCAAUGUCCAGAAUGUGGCAAGGCCUUUAACCAUCACUCGGCCCUUACUCGACAUCACAGAAUUCAUACUGGAGAGAAACCUUACCAAUGUCAAGAAUGUGGCAAGGCCUUUAACAGGCACUCAAACUUUACUCAACAUCACAGAAUUCAUACUGGAGAGAAACCUUACCAAUGUCAAGAAUGUGGCAAGGCCUUUAACCAGCACUCAGCCCUUACUCAACAUCACAGAAUUCAUACUGGAGAGAAACCUUACCAAUGUCAAGAAUGUGGCAAGGCCUUUAAUAUCCACUCAAACUUUAUUGAACAUCACAGAAUUCAUACUGGAGAGAAACCUUACCAAUGUCAAGAAUGUGGCAAGGCCUUUAACAGGCACUCAAGCCUUACUCAACAUCACAGAAUUCAUACUGGAGAGAAACCUUACCAAUGUCAAGAAUGUGGCAAGGCCUUUAAUAUCCACUCAAACUUUAUUGAACAUCACAGAAUUCAUACUGGAGAGAAACCUUACCAAUGUCAAGAAUGUGGCAAGGCCUUUAACAGGCACUCAGCCCUUACUCAACAUCACAGAAUUCAUACUGGAGAGAGACCUUACCAAUGUCAAGAAUGUGGCAAGGCCUUUAAACAGCACUCAACCCUUACUCAACAUCACAGAAUUCAUACUGGAGAGAGACCUUACCAAUGUCAAGAAUGUGGCAAGGCCUUUAAACAGCACUCAGCCCUUACUCAACAUCACAGAAUUCAUACUGGAGAGAAACCUUACCAAUGUCCAGAAUGUGGCAAGGCCUUUAAUAUCCACUCAAACUUUAUUCAACAUCACAGAAUUCAUACUGGAGAGAAACCUUAG
Molecule: messenger RNA, 4104 nt
Organism: Lutra lutra (Eurasian river otter)
Lineage: Eukaryota; Metazoa; Chordata; Mammalia; Carnivora; Mustelidae
Product: zinc finger protein 345-like
Exons: 10
Coding region: 163-4104 (1313 amino acids)
Biological process (GO): regulation of transcription by RNA polymerase II
Cellular component (GO): nucleus
Molecular function (GO): DNA-binding transcription factor activity, RNA polymerase II-specific; RNA polymerase II cis-regulatory region sequence-specific DNA binding
Source: RefSeq, a predicted model, not a curated record